Candidula unifasciata is the source of this 951-nucleotide messenger RNA. The record is from the annotation of a GenBank genome assembly. NCBI's taxonomy places the organism in Eukaryota, Metazoa, Mollusca, Gastropoda, Stylommatophora, Geomitridae.
AUGGCAGCUUCAAACUGCUAUGGUGGUUUCAACAUAACUCAACCUAAUUUUUUGUGCCAGAUGCCUUCAUCAUCACAUAAUUUUUCUGACUUGAACAGUAUCAUCCCACCUGGGCAACCUCAGUUGUCCCUGCUGAGACAUGAAGCAGAAGGAAUGCAAGUGGGCAAUGACAGUCUAAAGCACAGUUUACCAUCUGAUUUAAUGUCAGUGGAAAGUGCUGAUCUUUGCUCAAUGAAUCUGCCACCUACCAGCUACUAUUUCUCAGAAUCCCACUGUAAUGCAGCUGAGAGGAGUGUCAUGCAUAUUACCGUGAAAUAUGGCUUUCCUCAUUGUAAUGUUCUUCUGAGCCAGGUUGCUGCUAAUGGCUGUAGGCUAUACUUUGGUGCUCCGAAGUUGGAGUACACAGUAAUGGAGGAAGAAUUAUUUGGUCCAAAGACUGUUUCUCAGAUAGAAAUGCCGCACGUGAAGAACAACACAGAAAUCUGUGAUGAACAGAAAAGAUUCAUUAGUGAACUUCUGGAUGGCAUGGAGAGAGGGGUGGUUCUAACUUACAAAGAUGGUGACAUUUUUGCACAGCGUCUGUGCAGAACCAGAGUAUUUGUUUCUGAUGGAGCUGCCGAGAGUAAGUUGCUAGACCGCAAAGAUACAACUCCAAAAAAAGUUUUCGACUUUGCUGCUUUCAAAACCGAGCUUGAUCAUUUUAACGUCACUAAAAUCUCUCCCAUGCCGAAGCAUUUUUUCUAUCUAACUUUUGGGCAAGAGAUAAAGCAUGGCCGUUCUGAACCAUUAGGUUGCAUUGUCAUCCAUGUCCAGGUGGUGCAUGCAGGAGCAGCAGAGUACGCCAGCAAGGUUUCAUUGUCGGAUGCCAGCCAAAGCUUUUCCAAGUUUGUCUCUUCUUUGGAUACAAAUGAUCAACUGCUGCUACAGUUUAAAAAUAUGAAUGUUAAAUAG